AGAAAGUCACUAUGUAUCACAAGGGUUCCCCAAAUCAAACUUCGAGGUAAUGAACUAAUGGUAGUAACUUGAAAUUCUCCUACAUAUGCAAUGGGAAAGAAGCAAGUAAAACCCGAAUCAAUUCGCCGACGAAAUGGAGUUGAAUCGUCAACUCGUCAAGUUGAACCAACCAACUCACCUUCCAAAAACCUUUAUGGCAGAAACAACCACCGAUUCUUUGUCAUCAUUCUCGUCGUCUUCAUUGUAUCUUCCGCCAUUUCCAUACUUGUUUACUGCCAUUUCAAUCAGUCACCAGCUUCUUCAUUUGUGCAUAAUCGAGGCCUCGUUAAAUACGAUAUUACCUAUGAAGAGAUUCUCGCUGAGAAUUCUAGGGUUUCGGAGAAUGUUACGCAACGGCAUUUCACUAAAUCUGUUCUCGCUUACAUUACUCCUUGGAAUGUGGGAGGCUAUGAUAUAGCAAAAAGAUUGUGUUCCAAGUUUACCCAUUUGUCACCUGUGUGGUACGAUCUUAAGAGCAAAGGGACAAAUUUAGUUCUAGAGGGACGGCAUAAUGCUGAUAAAGGAUGGAUUGCCGAGUUGAGACAGAGAGGAAAUGUGCAGAUUCUUCCAAGAGUGGUCCUUGAAGUCGAUUCAAAGGUCCUGCUUAAAAACAAGAAACAAAGACAAAAAGCUAUUGACCUAAUUGUUACUGAGUGCAAAGACAUGGACUAUGAUGGUGUUGUCCUUGAAUCUUGGUCAAGGUGGGCAGCUUAUGGUGUUCUCCAUGACCCUUCCUUGCGCAAAUUGGCAGUACAAUUUGUUAAGCAGCUUACAGAUGCCCUACAUAACGUCAAUUCACUUGGGAACGAUCAACCCCUGCAACUAGUGUAUGUCAUAGGUCCUCCCUAUUCAGAAAAGCUUCAACCUCAUGAUUUUGGAACAGAAGAUUUACAGUCCCUUGGUGCUUCUGUUGAUGGUUUUUCACUAAUGACCUAUGAUUACUCAAACUCAUACAUUCCUGGUCCUAAUGCACCGCUUAACUGGGUGCACUCCACAAUAGAACUCCUCCUUGGUACUGGUAGUAAAAACCUUGCCAACAAGAUAUUUGUUGGACUUAAUUUCUAUGGGAACGAUUUUGUCGUAGCUGAAGGCGGUGGUGCUCGAGCAAUAACAGGAAGGGACUAUCUAUCUUUGUUGGACCAAUACAAACCCACCAUAAAGUGGCAUAACGACUUUGCCGAACAUUUCUUCUUGUACACGGAUGAUCAACAUCGCCAACAUGCGGUCUUCUACCCUACUUUGAUGUCAAUUGAAGAGCGACUAAAGGAAGCACGUUCAUGGGGUGCUGGCAUCUCAAUUUGGGAAAUAGGCCAAGGACUAGACUAUUUCUUUGAUCUUCUGUAGGCUCACGUCUUAUUUGUUAGGAUUCUAUAGACAAAAGUGCCUUAAAAUCUCGAAAGUUGACAGCAUGUCUCAUGAUGAGACCGUCACAUACAAGAAUUUGUGAUCCUAGAAUAUUCUACAUAAUAACUUGUAUGUGAUCGAUUUUCUUCCUACUGAAACUCUUUCUGAGUUGGGUUUUUAUUUCCCCAUUUAAGUUGGUUAUGUUGUAGUAUAACCAUUUGAUCCACAUUUUUGUUAUUUGACAUGUUUUCAACAGUUUAAUCGCUUAAUUAGGGUUGUGUUCUUGUGAUCUUAUUUUAACUUUACUAAGUUUAUUGUACUUUUUAAACGUUCUUUUGUUAAACGGAACUUGUAACUAGUGAUUCUAUAUUGUUUUUGUUUUGUAUGCUUCGAUUUAUUUUUUUUUUAAUAU
Molecule: messenger RNA, 1795 nt
Organism: Amaranthus tricolor (Joseph's coat)
Lineage: Eukaryota; Viridiplantae; Streptophyta; Magnoliopsida; Caryophyllales; Amaranthaceae
Exons: 8
Coding region: 91-1383 (430 amino acids)
Biological process (GO): carbohydrate metabolic process
Cellular component (GO): extracellular region
Molecular function (GO): chitin binding; oligosaccharide binding
Source: RefSeq, a predicted model, not a curated record